This is a messenger RNA of Lingula anatina, 1465 nucleotides long. RefSeq lists its product as uncharacterized. Lineage: Eukaryota; Metazoa; Brachiopoda; Lingulata; Lingulida; Lingulidae. The record is from RefSeq and is a predicted model, not a curated record. Gene Ontology annotation, molecular function: oxidoreductase activity; FMN binding.
UCCUCGGAGUUGGAUCGAUCCUGUAAGAUUGAUCUAGGUAUGGGAACCCAGUCAAAUAUUUAAAGUAAGGUCAAGAGUAGAGGGUUCGCGACGCGUGGUCACGGGUCAAGGAAAUUAAUCCUUCAAGCCGAUGGCCAGUCAGGAAUAGAAUUCUUGAUGAAUACCGAUGUUACUCUGUGAAGAGAGAGAUAUGCAUUAACGUACUCCAUUGAUGUUUGUCGCUAAUACACCACACAGUGACAAAAUUACCACCACAGUAACAGAGCUGCAACGAUGUCGAGUUUUCUUUUGAUGUUUUUGCUGAUUACUUUGGAGUUCAGCAGUAAGGUUCGUGGUGGAAUAUCGCAAGCCACCCCCCUUGUCAACAUCGAUGAUUUCAGAAAGUACGCAGAGAGUAAUCUAUCCAACGAAACCCGAGAAUAUAUGCAGAGCGGCGGCACAGAAUUGACCACAUACAGGGAAAAUAUGGAGGCUUUCAAACGCUACAGAUUAAGGCCCCGCUAUAUGGCGAGAGAUGUCAGCACCAUUGAUACUUCUACGACGCUUCUGGGGCGUCCAGUGGCAUCUCCUAUCGGGAUUUGUCCGACGUCCUUUCAGAAGUUAUUUCAUCCUAUGGGUGAGAUUGCCACAGCCUUUGCUGCGAAAAAUAUGAACCUCCAAAUGAUACUAGGCGGUGCUUCAUCAACCACUAUAGAAACGGUCGUCAAUAAGACUAACGCUGAACUUUGGCAACAAAUCUACAUCUUAAGACCAUUGAACCUUACUUCACAGUGGGUGAAACGUGCCGAGAAUGCUGGUGCAAAUGCCAUUGUGGUAACUGUAGACCGUCCGUACAAGGUCGUCACGUGGGCCGCAAUGCGUGGACUUUUGAAUAUGGGCCAUUGGUUGUUGCCCAAUGCGCCCACUAACACAUUCAAGAGCAGAGGCGCCGCCACGUGGGACGACAUCACGUGGUUGAAAAGUAUUACAAAGUUGCCGAUUGUAAUAAAAGGAGUGCUGAAUGGUGGAGAUGCAUCAAAUGCCGUGGAAAGAGGGGCCAGCGCUAUUAUAGUGUCUAAUCACGGUGGAAGGGUGCUGGAUGGUGUUCCAGCGACUCUGGAGGUUCUGCCUGAGGUGAUUCAAGCCGUGAGAGGGCGCUGUGAAGUGUAUCUAGACAGCGGUAUUAGAACUGGCCGGGACGUUUUCACCGCCUUGGCUUUAGGUGCACGUGCUGUAUUUGUUGGUCGACCAGUUUUGUACGGGUUGACCUACAAUGGAGAGCAAGGGGUGACGGAAGUGCUGCGUCUACUCUCGAACGAAUUUACGUCUGUCAUGGCAUUAACAGGUUGCACACGGCUGUCUGAAAUCAACUCAAGCUACGUCACAAGGCACCAGGAUUUCUACAGUGACCGAUAGUCGCCCAGUAUUGCGGCCAUACAGACCAGUGCCAGCAUUCGCGUUGAAACAUUUGCCAUAAGUCUCGCGG